This is a messenger RNA of Diorhabda sublineata, 1621 nucleotides long. RefSeq names its product ribonuclease P protein subunit p30 (gene Rpp30). NCBI's taxonomy places the organism in Eukaryota, Metazoa, Arthropoda, Insecta, Coleoptera, Chrysomelidae. Gene Ontology annotation, cellular component: nucleolar ribonuclease P complex. Gene Ontology annotation, molecular function: RNA binding. Gene Ontology annotation, biological process: tRNA processing. The record is from RefSeq and is a predicted model, not a curated record. The transcript has 6 exons. Bases 323 to 1207 code for a protein of 294 amino acids.
UAAAGAUAAAUCAUCAUUAAAAAUAUUUACUAGAUUACAGAUAUGUUUGCAUAAUCAAUUGAUUAUGCAAAAAUUAUGAUUCCCACAUGUGAUAGUUUAAUUUUUUCAAAAAUCAUAAGAAAAUAGAAUUUUAGGGAGAAUAUAAAGUGUGAAAGGGACCAAAUAAUAUUGUGGUGAGGGCUAAUGGACUAAAUGAAAAACGAGGAGAUAAACAGAGAACUGGUUAAAAUAGAAGAAUCGGAAUCUGAGGUUAGGUAUAAGAUAAAGAAGUGUUUAUUGUGUGUGAAAUAAUGUAAUAUAAUUAACAAAAUCAAAUUGUAAGAUGAUUAAAACUUCUGCAUUUUAUGAUUUAUGUAUACAGCAAUCAUUUUUCUCUCAAGACAAUUUAGAAAAAUCCAUAAAAUCCCUUUAUCAAUUGGGAUACCGCACUAUUGCCGUAAAUCAGACUAUUGAAGAUAUAAAUAUUGAGCAAUCUAAGAAGAAAAAGAAAAAAGGAGGAUCUAAGGAAAACCAAGAUAUUGUUCCUGUACCUUACAAUUUGAGUGCAAUCCAAGAUGUGAUUAAGAAACUAGAUAUUGACAAUUUUCAUGUUUUUAAUCGAUUAACAGUGAUAUUCGCGAAUCAAGAUGGUCUUCAUAAAAUUACAAAGUCACCAAAUUUCAAAAAGUACCACAUCUUUGCAGUUUCACCUACUACUAAUCAGGCACUUCUGUAUACUUGCAGCACUCUUGAAGCGGACAUCUUUGCGUAUAAUCCUGAAAUCAAAUUUGAUCUACGUUUGAACAGAAAAUUGUACACUCAGUUAAUGGAAAGGAGUUAUUACUUUGAAUUAUUAUAUAGUCCUGCUAUUGAAGAUAGCUCACAGCGUAAACAUUUAAUACAUGCUUCCCAUCUUUAUCAUUCUUAUGGAAAAUCGAAAAACAUAAUUUUUUCAAGUGGAGCUAAUCGACCUGCUCUGAUAAGAAACCCAUAUGAUGUUAUUAAUAUGGGCUUUUUAUUUGGUUUAAGCGAGUUACAAUGCAAAACUGCAGUUUCCCAUUGUCCUAGUAAAGUAAUUUUAAAUUCUGUGGGCAGAAGACUUGGUAAAUCUGUAAUGUUUGUAGAACAUGUAACUAGUACAAUGGAAGUGGUUGAAAUUAGCAGUAACGAUGAUGAAGAAGAAGAAAUAGAUACUGAGGAACCGAAACAGAAAAAAACUAAAACUUGAAACAAAAAUUACAUUAUAUAGUUUUUGGAUUUUUUGUAUUAUUAGAUAUCAAAUAUAUGUUUAAUAAAAAAUGUUUUAAAAACUGAUAUUGUUACGUUUUUAAAUUUUGAGGAAGUUUUUUGAUGAAUGUAAAAAGGCCUUUCCAGGAAUUCAUUCUACGAAAACGGCAUUGACAUACUGCGAAUAAGUUAUAAAAAGAUUUGUCGUUCUUGGAAAUUUGUACACCAAAUUUUAGAUGUUAUUAACAUCAACAUAAACUAACAGGAUCGGUUGCACGGUUCAUGUUGUGGACGAGUUCGUAACACUAUAUAGUUAUAACUGAUAUUGUUAUAUUAAUUGCAUGUUACAUUUUUAUCAAUUGAUUUCUCUUGUUAGUUAUUUAUCUAGAUAUUUGAAUAUAUUUAUUAAAUUUUA